UCCAUGGCCCCUGCACCGCACGCGCUCGUCAUCCCCUACCCGGCGCAGGGCCACGUCAUCCCGCUCCUGGAGCUCGCGCACGCGCUCGUCGACAGGGGCUUCACCGUCACCUUCGCCAACUCCGAGUUCAACCACGACCGCGUUGUUGCCGCCAUGUCGAAGAAGGACGGCGGCGCCGAGCUGCUGGAUCGCGUCCGGCUCGUGGCGGUGCCGGACGGCAUGGCGCCCGGGGAGGACCGGAACAACCUCGUCAGGCUGACAGUGCUCAUGACCGAGCACAUGGCGCCGCGGGUGGAGGAGCUCAUCCGCCGCAGCGGCGACGCGGAGGGCGGGCCAAUCACGUGCAUGGUGGCGGACUACAAUCUCGGGACGUGGGCGCUCGAUGUAGCGCGGAGGACCGGGAUAAAGUCGGUGGCCAUCUGGCCGGCCUCGGCCGCCGUGCUGGCGACCCUCCUGAGCAUCCAGAAGCUGAUCGAGGACAACAUCAUCGACGCAGAAGAUGGGUCUGCACUGAGACAAGAAGGCACGUUACAGCUGUCCCCGGACAUGCCCGCAAUGAACACCGCCCACCUCGCAUGGAACUGCAUCGGCAACCACGACGGGCAGGAGGCCCUCUUCCGGUACCUCGUCGACGGCGUCCGUGCGGUCGAGAAGUGCGACUUCGUACUCUGUAACUCCUUCCACGGCGCCGAGCAGGCGACCUUUGCGCGCUUCCCCAAGAUCGUCCCCGUCGGCCCGCUCCUCACCGGCGAGCGCCGCGGCAAGGCGGUGGGCCACUUCUGGAUGCCCGAGGACCACGCGUGCAUGUCGUGGCUGGAAGCGCAGCCGGCGAGGUCCGUGGUGUACGUCGCCUUCGGAAGCUUCACCAUGUUCGACCGGCGCCAGUUCCAGGAGCUCGCCCUGGGGCUGGAACUCUCCGGCAGGCCGUUCCUGUGGGUGGUCCGCCCGGACAUCGUCCGCGGCGACGUGCACGACUACCCUGACGGGUUCCUUGACCGCAUCAGCGCCGGCGGGCGCGGCAUGGUCGUGGCGUGGUCGCCGCAGCAGAGGGUGCUGGCGCACCCCUCGGUGGCGUGCUUCGUGUCGCACUGCGGGUGGAACUCGACCAUGGAGGGAGUCCGGAACGGGGUGCCCUUCCUGGCGUGGCCCUACUUUGCUGACCAGUUCGUGAACCAGGUGUACAUCUGCGACGUCUGGAAGGUCGGGCUCCGUGCCGUGGCCGAUGAGGCGGGGGUGAUCACGAAGGAGCACAUCGCCGGGCGGGUGGAGGAGCUAAUGGCCGACGCGGACAUGAGGGAGAGGGCGGAGGGCAUGAAGAAGGUGGCGCAUGGCAGCGUCAAGGAGGGGGGCUCCUCGCACGAUAACUUCGACAUGUUUGUUGAGGCCCUCAAGGCAUGA
This is a messenger RNA of Phragmites australis (common reed), 1398 nucleotides long. RefSeq names its product UDP-glycosyltransferase 83A1-like. Bases 4 to 1398 code for a protein of 464 amino acids. The transcript is spliced from 2 exons. NCBI's taxonomy places the organism in Eukaryota, Viridiplantae, Streptophyta, Magnoliopsida, Poales, Poaceae. Gene Ontology annotation, molecular function: UDP-glycosyltransferase activity. The record is from RefSeq and is a predicted model, not a curated record.